Molecule: messenger RNA, 693 nt
Organism: Rhizoctonia solani
Lineage: Eukaryota; Fungi; Basidiomycota; Agaricomycetes; Cantharellales; Ceratobasidiaceae
Product: translation machinery-associated protein 16
Exons: 3
Coding region: 1-693 (230 amino acids)
Cellular component (GO): nucleus
Source: RefSeq, a predicted model, not a curated record
AUGGCUCCCGCUGCAGCAAAGCCCAAAAAUGCAACUAAAUCUGCGCCCAGUAAACCUGGGAAAAAGCCAACCAAGGAGAAAGUAUUUCAUCCCCAGUCUCGCAAAGCUGGCCAACUAGAACGUGCCCAACUAAGGAAAUCAAAACUUGCAGAUGCAUCAAGCAAGCGGGGGAAGAACCUAGUGGCCAAAGCCGAUAGAUACGCAUUCUUUUUCCAUGCCCUCCCUCCAGACGUCUCUUCCCUCUCGCUCCCCGAAAUCCACGACAUUAUCCAGUCUGUUUGGCUCACCCGGCACGACGGAGCCCUGCAAGCCGAGCAAUCUUCCCGGCGGCCCGGUCGCCCGCCGAGUGCGCGUGAACUUGCGCUGUUAGAAAUGAAGCGGCAGGACGAAGAGGUGUACCGCACUGGUCUGACUAUUCCGGACUUGACUGAUCCCGAGACGAUCACCCUGUUCCGCGCAUGGGAAGACAAGUCCCACGAUCCUGCGUACCUUCAUCUACUCCGCUCCAUACGGGUCUCGAGGGAGAACCCGGAGACGGUCGUUUUGGAGCAUGUGGGUGCGAAAGAGGCGGAUGCUAGGAGGCUCGAAAAGGCUGCGGCCGAGAAGGAGAAAGUGGACCAGGCGAAUAGGGAGGCGUCGAGAAAGGAGGCUGAUUUGGCUGCGAGGGAUGUGAGCAAGAUGGAUGUUGAUUGA